Molecule: messenger RNA, 3404 nt
Organism: Nyctereutes procyonoides (raccoon dog)
Lineage: Eukaryota; Metazoa; Chordata; Mammalia; Carnivora; Canidae
Gene: ANKRD24
Product: ankyrin repeat domain 24
Exons: 20
Coding region: 1-3228 (1075 amino acids)
Molecular function (GO): actin binding
Source: RefSeq, a predicted model, not a curated record
AUGAAGCAGCUGUGCGUGUGCUCGGCCGCCUCCUCCGCGAGCCAGGAGUGGGGCAAAAGUGAUGAGCGGCUGCUGCAGGCCGUGGACAGCAACGACGCUGCCCGGGUGGCCGCCCUCAUCACCCGCAAGGGACUGGUGCCCACGAAGCUGGACCCCGAGGGCAAGUCCGCAUUCCACCUGGCUGCCAUGAGGGGUGCGGCCAGCUGCCUGGAGGUGAUGCUGGCACACGGCGCCAACGUCAUGAGCACGGAUGGGGCAGGUUACAAUGCCCUCCACCUGGCCGCCAAGUAUGGGCACCCACAGUGCUUGAAGCAGCUGCUACAGGCGUCCUGCGUGGUGGAUGUUGUGGACAGCAGUGGGUGGACGGCCCUGCAUCAUGCAGCUGCGGGCGGCUGCAUCUCCUGCUCGGAAACGCUUUGCUCCUUCAAGGCACAACUGAAUCCCCGAGAUCGGUCAGGCACAACGCCCCUUAUCAUAGCAGCGCAGAUGUGUCACACAGAUUUGUGCCGCCUCCUCCUGCAGCAGGGGGCCACUGCAAAUGACCAGGACCUGCAGGGCAGGACAGCCCUGAUGAUGGCCUGUGAGGGCGCCAGCCCCGAAACGGUGGAGGUGCUGCUGCAGGGCGGGGCCCAGCCGGGCAUCACCGAUGCCCUGGGCCAGGACGCCGCUCACUACGGAGCCCUGGCAGGAGACAAGCUCAUCCUACACCUCCUGCAGGAAGCUGCGCAGCGCCCCUCACCACUCAGUGAGGAUGACUCAGGCGAGGCAUCAUCUCAGAACUCUGUGUCCAGCCAUGAGAAGCGAGGGGCUCCCAAGAAGCGGAAGGCACCUCAGCCCCCCGCCAGCAUCCCUGUGCCGGAUGAUCGAGACGCCUAUGAGGAGAUCGUGCGGCUGCGACAGGAGAGGGGCCGCCUGCUGCAGAAGAUCCGGGGCCUGGAGCAGCACCAGGAACGGAGGAAGCAGGAGCUGCCAGAGGCCGAGGCCAGCUCCCUCCACAGCCUGGAGAGACAGGUGCAGGAGCUGCAGCAGCUGCUGGCUGAGAAGCAGGAGGAGAAGGAGAGCCUGGGACGGGAGGUGGAGAGUCUGCAGAGCCGCCUGUCGCUGCUGGAGAAUGAGAGGGAGAACACCAGCUAUGAUGUGGCCACCCUGCAGGAUGAAGAGGGUGAACUGUCUGAUUUUCCAGGGGCCGAGGCUCUGCUCUGCAAACGGCUAAGCCCCUCAGCCCAGGAGCUCUUGGCCUCACUGCAGGAACAGGUGGCUGCGCUCACCAGACAAAACCAGGAGCUGAUGGAGAAGGUCCAGAUCCUGGAGAGCUUCGAGAAGGAUGAGAUGGAGGUGAAUGGGUCAGCCGAGGUCAUCCCUCUGGCGCUCUAUGACUCUCUCCGGGCUGAGUUUGACCAGCUCCGCAAGCAGCAUGCCGAGGCCCUGCGGGCACUGGAGCAACUGGAAGCCCGGGGGGCCCCUGGAGAAGAGGAGGCAGCCGCUGGGGAGGGCCGGGGCAUGGGACUCAAGACCACCAGGAAUGGGCCGAUGGAGAUGGAGCUUGAUGGCCUCACGGCUGCAGGAUCCAAAGUUCACGGAGCUGAGACCACAGAGGAGGAGGCUGCAGGAGUUGAAACUGUGCAGACAGCAUCUGUGGAGGCCGAGGCCACGGAAACAAAAUCGACGGGGGCGGAGGCCACAGAAACGAAAUCCACGGGGGCCGAGGCCACAGAAACAAAAUCCACGGGGGCCGAGGCCACAGAAACUGAGGCUCUGGAAGAGGGAGGAAAUCCAGAAACAAAGGCCACAGGAGCAGAGGCCACAAAGCCCAAAGCAGAGGAACCAGAAGUGAAGGGCAACGGAGUGGGUGCUGGGGAGGCCAAGCCUACGGACCCAGAGACCGCGCCGGUGGAGGCCACCCCGGGCCCAGCCCUCUACCCUGGAGCCGCGGAGGCCUCAGAACAGCUGCAGGCAGAGCUGGAGACCAGGAUUCGUGCCUUGGAGGAGGCGCUCCGGCAGCGGGAGCGGGAGGCGGCCGCCGAGCUGGAGGCAGCCCACGGCAAGUGCCAGGCCGCAGAGGCCGAGGCCGGCCGGCUCCGGGAGCGGGUGCGCGAGGCCGAGGGCGGCGGCGCCGCGGGGGGCAGCGGCGGGGACGUGGUCCAGCUGCGAGCCGCCCUGGAGCAGGCCCGGGAGGACCUCCGAGUCCGGGACGCGCGCCUCCGGGAGCUGGAGGCCGCCUCGGCCUGGCUGGACGAGGCCCGGGCUGGCCGGCUGCUGGCCGAGGAGGAGGCCCGGGGCCUGCGGGCGGAGCUGGCCCGACGGGACGAGGUGCGGCUGGAGCAGAGCCGGGAGCUGGAGGCGCUCCGGGGGCAGCUGGCCACUGCCACGGCCACCGGGGAGCAGCAGCGGGCAGCGGUGGCCCAGCUGGGCCUGGCCCGGGAUGCGGCUGAGGCCCGAGCCGCCGAGCUGGCCGCGGCCUGCGAGGAGGCCCGGCGGGGCCUGGCGGAGCUGCGCGAGGCUUCCGAGGCCCUGCGCCAGUCGGCGGUGCCGGCGUCCGAGCAUCACCGGCUGCAGGAGGAGGCCCUGGAGCUGCGGGGCCGGGCGGCCAGCCUGGAGCAGGAGGUGGUGGCCACCGGCAAGGAGGCCGCCCGGCUGCGGGCCGAGCUGGAGCGGGAGCGUGUGGGGAGCGUGGCCCGCUUGGAGCACGAGCGCGUGGUGGGCGCAUUGCAGGCGGACGUGGCCCGGCUGGAGGGGCAGCUGGAGGACCUGGGACGACGGCAUGAGAAGACCAGUGCCGAGGUCUUCCAGGUCCAGAGGGAGGCGUUGUUCAUGAAGAGUGAGCGGCACGCGGCUGAGGCCCAGCUGGCCACAGCAGAGCAACAGCUGCGGGGACUCCGUACUGAGGCCGAGCGGGCACGCCAGGCCCAGAGCCGCGCCCAGGAGGCCCUGGACAUGGCCAAGGAGAAGGACAAGAAGAUCACAGAGCUCUCCAAGGAAGUCUUCAGUCUUAAGGAGGCAUUGAAGGACCAGCCAGUGGCCCUGGGCCCCCCCGAAGUAGAGACCCUCCGUGGCCAGGUCAAAGCCCUGCAGGAGCAGCUGAAGCAGGCUGCCAGGGACCACAGUGCCGUGGUGGCUUUGUAUAGGAGCCACCUCCUGUAUGCCAUCCAGGGUCAGAUGGAUGAAGAUGUGCAGCGGAUUCUGAGCCAGAUCCUCCAGAUGCAGAGACUCCAAGCUCAGGGCCGCUGAGCAUCCGAGCACUGACCCCCCGGCCCCCAGGCUCCGCGAGGGGGUCCAGGCUCACGCGCUGACCUACUAAGCUUGGACAGCGGCCUGGGCCCUCUGGGCUGUUCUUAGCUGUGUCCGCUGCCCCACUGAUGCCCCGCAUGCCCUGGUGGUGCCCCUGCCCCACCCAAGGAUCUGUG